AUGACUGGUGUAGACAAGGCAAGAAAGGCUGGCUUUACUGGAAAAGGCAUCAAAAUCGCCAUCCUUGAUUCCGGUGUGGAUUAUAUGCAUCCAUCUUUGGGUGGUUGUUUUGGAGAAAACUGUCUUGUACGUUAUGGUUAUGAUCUUGUAGGAGAUAACUAUGGAGGCAAAGAUGUAUGUGACGGUCAUGGAACUCAUGUUGCUGGUAUCAUAGCUGCCACUGACACUGUCAAGGGAUUUCAAGGUGUUGCCCCUAAUGUUACUCUUGGUGCUUGGAGAAUCUUUGGAUGUCGAGGAGACACAGAUGACGAUAUUAUUCUGGCUGCUGCUGACAUGGCGGUCAAUGCUGGUAUGGAUGUGAUUAACUUAUCCUUAGGUGGAGGCGUUAGUGCUUGGGGAGAAGAAGCACUGGCAGUGGCACUCUCAAAUUUGGCUGAAAAAGGUGUCAUUGUGGUCGUUGCACAAGGGAAUGAAGGAAGAGAUGGUAUUGCUCGAACUCCUUCUCCUGCUAUUGGUGAACACGUUAUUGCAGUUGGUUCAGUGGACAAUAUUAGCAAACCUGGUCAUGUGUUACGACUGUAUCGAAAAGGAAAAGAACUUGGUAGUUAUGAAUAUUAUUUAACGGAUGGAGUACAAUUCUCAUUGAAUGGAACGGAAACAGAAUUCACAACAUUAGUACCACGGCACAAACACAAGAAAAACCACACAAUGGGCAAUAGUGGAACUGGCUGUGAACCAAUCAUGCAAGAUAUCGUCAACAAAAUUGUGCUAGUGAAACGAGGUGGUUGCGAUUUUGGACAAAAAGCGAUGCAGGUGCAAAAUGCGGGCGGUGCAGGAAUCUUGAUCUAUAAUAGCAAAAAGGAAGAUGAUCCUGUAACCAUUGAUCUGCAUCGAUAUUCUCGUGUUACUAUUCCAGUUGCUUCUCUUAGUGCUCAAGAUGGUUUAUCUCUUUUACGUUUAUAUUAUGGUGCGAAUGAUACUACUCAAAUGACUAUGAAAUUCCUAUCUGAAAUACUGCCUACAAGAAAUGCUGGUCUCAUGUCUUUAUUCUCUACUUGGGGUCCGGAUCCUGAAUUACAUUUGAAACCUGAUAUUGUUGGAGUUGGAGGAUAUAUGUAUUCAACUUUUCCAGUAGCUUUGGGUGGAUAUUCUACUAUGAGUGGAACAAGUAUGGCAACGCCCUAUAUCAGUGGUUGUAUUGCUUUGAUGAUGGAAGCUACUGGGAAAAAAUCACCAGAAACUAUUAUUAGUCAACUGUUGAAUUAUGCAAAACCUAUUCCUUCAAUAGUAGAUUCUACUUUUAUGGAAUCAUUGGCAAAACAAGGUGCUGGUUUAGUUCAGGUAUAUGAUUCCAUUCUGGCUUCUACAAGUGUAUAUCCAUACAAGCUCCCUUUAAAUGAUACUGCACAUUUUCGCGAAUCGACUGAAUUAACGAUAGAAAAUUUAUCCAAUUUUACUAAGAUUUAUCAUUUGGAACAUGUGCCGUCCGUAGGCAUUGCAGGAUAUGAUUUCAAGAAAAGUGCGGUGCCGUUACCAAGAGGAAAAUAUAAAAUAGCGGAAAGCAAGGUUCGCUUUGAAUCCGAAUCCAUUAUACUGAAAGCCCAUGAAACAAGGAACAUCACGGUUCAUUUUGAACAACCUCCUCCUCUUCAGAAAAGUAAUGAUGGCAAUCCUGUAUCUCCUAUAGUAUAUGGUGGCUUUAUUCAUUUACGUCCAGUGGCAGGUGAUGAUCAUCCAAUUCAAGAUUCAAAGUCAAUUCAUAUUCCAUAUUUUGGUGUACUUGGAAAUCAAAGCGAUCUUCCUUUAUUUGAUAGAAAGUCAGGAUAUCCAUAUAUUGGGAAUGCUCCACCGACAUAUAAAUCAUCAGCCAAACUACCAGUUAUUCCAGCAGUGAUCCCAGCAUAUAACUUUUCCAAGAAUGACAAAUUACAUUUAUACGUACGACUUGGUAGUCCUACGGCAUUAUUGAAAUGUGAAUUGAUCAAGGAUGACAAAGUAGUUGGAUAUGUAUCUCGAUUCCAUAAUGCAUGGGUACCCCGAAAUGAUAAUAGUCGUGAUAAUUAUGAUUACUCCAUUAAUUGGAAUGGACAUGUAGCCAUGGAUUUUCGACAUAGUUUAUCAUCAUCAUCACCACCAACCAAUUCAAGAGGGCCAUUAUUACCAUCUAUUAAGACAUAUCCAGCCAAUCCAGGUGUAUACCAUUUAAAAUUAUCAGCACUCAAAGUAUUUGGAAAUGCAGAUCUACCGGAAGAUUGGGAAACUUGGAGUUCACAUGAAUUCACCAUACUAGGAUAGAAUAGGGAAAAUAUUUGUUUUAUGAUCGAUUGAAAUAAAAAAAAAACCCUUUUUUUUUUAUAUAUAUAUGAAA
Messenger RNA from Halteromyces radiatus, 2368 nucleotides. Its product is annotated as peptidase S8/S53 domain-containing protein. Gene Ontology annotation, biological process: proteolysis. Lineage: Eukaryota; Fungi; Mucoromycota; Mucoromycetes; Mucorales; Cunninghamellaceae. Gene Ontology annotation, molecular function: tripeptidyl-peptidase activity; serine-type endopeptidase activity. The transcript has 15 exons. The record is from RefSeq and is a predicted model, not a curated record. The coding region runs from base 1 to 2295 and encodes 764 amino acids. Gene Ontology annotation, cellular component: cell wall; cytosol; membrane.